Ipomoea triloba (trilobed morning glory) is the source of this 1340-nucleotide messenger RNA. RefSeq names its product phosphoenolpyruvate carboxylase kinase 1-like. Gene Ontology annotation, biological process: intracellular signal transduction; peptidyl-serine phosphorylation; protein autophosphorylation. Bases 21 to 857 code for a protein of 278 amino acids. Gene Ontology annotation, cellular component: nucleus; cytoplasm. The record is from RefSeq and is a predicted model, not a curated record. Gene Ontology annotation, molecular function: calcium-dependent protein serine/threonine kinase activity; ATP binding; calcium/calmodulin-dependent protein kinase activity. The transcript has 3 exons. Lineage: Eukaryota; Viridiplantae; Streptophyta; Magnoliopsida; Solanales; Convolvulaceae.
GAGCCCAAAAACACAGCGUUAUGAGCGAGGCGUUGAACCGGAACUACCGAGUCUGCGAGGAGAUCGGACGGGGGCGAUUCGGCGUCGUUUUCAAGUGCUAUUCGCCGGAAUCCGGUGAAUCCUUCGCCGUCAAGUCCAUCGACAAGCGCCUAAUCGCCGACGACUCCGUCGACAGACAAUGCCUCUUCAACGAGGCGAAGAUCAUGCAGCUGCUCUCCCCCAAUCCCUACGUCCUCCGCAUCUUCGACGUCUUCGAGGACGAGGAUCACCUCCAUCUCGUCAUCGAGCUCUGCCGCUCCUCCGAUCUCUUCGAGCGUCUCUCCGCUCGCCAGGUCUUCUCCGAGGCUGAAGCCCUUGCUGUUAUGGUACCAUUAAUGGAUGCGAUUGCUCAUUGUCACCGGCUCGGCGUAGCUCACAGGGACAUCAAGCCGGACAACGUUCUGUUCAACGAGUGGGACGAGCUGAAGCUAGCCGACUUCGGCUCGGCUGAGUGCUUCCACGAGAGCGAGCUGAUGAGCGGAGUGGUAGGGACGCCAUACUACGUCGCGCCGGAGGUGUUAGCCGGCAGGGCCUACUCGGAGAAGGUGGACGUGUGGAGCGCCGGCGUCAUUCUGUACAUAAUGCUGGCCGGAGUCCCGCCUUUUUACGGGGACUCAGCGGAGGAAAUCUUCGAGGCCGUACUCAGAGCCAAUCUCAGGUUUCCGGCGAGGUUUUUCAACUCUGUAUCGCCGGCGGCUAAGGAUCUGCUCCGGCGAAUGCUCUGUAAAGACGUCUCUAGAAGAUUCUCGGCUGAGCAAGUGCUGAGGCAUCCAUGGAUGACAAGCAACGGAGACAGGGAUGUGACUCUUCUAAACUAAACACUGUUACAAAACUAUGUGAAAAUUUACCGUGUUAAUUGACACUGAUGCCACAUGUAUAUAUACAUGUGGCCGGGGUCGAUUGACAUUGGUGCUAAGAAGCUACCACAACAUAUAUAUAUAUAACAAAUCUAUGUAUAUAGCUACCCUAGUAUUGUCCAUAUAUGACCUACCCGCCGCUGUAGUAGCCAAUGGCCGGUUUGUGUGUCCAGCCAUGUGCAGGGAGCUUUCAAGAAUGCAUGGCAGAAGGGAAGAGAGCAGAGGUUAUGAGUGUUUUUUGGAAGCUUUUGUUGAGUCACAGGCUGGGAGUGUAGUGCAUUAAUCACCCAAUGCUUUAAAUUAUUGGGGAUUUCAAUGCAAAUUUUCUUCUGUGUUGUGUCACUUUUGCUUUUUGUUUUGGUUUGGAAUGAAAUGUGAGACUGAGACGGAUGUGUUUUGGCUUUCUGAGGCAUAUGUUAAUGAAGUUUCCACUCAAAUUUUGCA